This is a messenger RNA of Didymella exigua CBS 183.55, 1800 nucleotides long. RefSeq lists its product as uncharacterized. The coding region runs from base 133 to 1620 and encodes 495 amino acids. The record is from RefSeq and is a predicted model, not a curated record. The transcript has a single exon. Lineage: Eukaryota; Fungi; Ascomycota; Dothideomycetes; Pleosporales; Didymellaceae.
AAGCAGUCGCGACGGCAGACGCCGUAUAAGGUGGCCGGACCUACGGCGGACCAAAGCGCUCCAUAUUCUUCGCUGGAGCCGUGGGUAGCCAAGCACGAACGUAAUGCAUCAAGGAGCGAUACGAGCAGCAACAUGCCCACCCAGGAGGACCUUGAGAAGCUCGAGGAGGUGGCCCCGCUUGGUGUAAUCCAGAAAUACUUCGACAGCCAGGCCGACAGCCGAGAUUCGAGUUUGAGGAGGGUGCGCCACCGUCACACACCGAGUCCGCCAAAAGUGCCACUGCCGAAUUCGCCAGACCCGAACUUGCGCUCCACGGAGCCAGUCGUCAUCUUCCCUAUCGAGGACUUGAAUCUGGUCACCGAUGUACCGCCAACUGUGCCAGAGCGCAGCCCAAAACGCCUAACCAGCCCCCGGUUGCCUUUUCGUAAGGAGUCUAUCACGUCGGUGGACAGUGACUUUGCGCGUGCGGCUGAAGGUCAAUUCACCGAGUACGACCAGAGAGAAUCGGAGAUCCAUAUGCCUAAGCAUCGAAACCAGUACGCCAGAGUGGGACAAGCAGCGCAAGCUGGCUCGUCGUGCCUGGGACGGAUGGCACCACCGAUCCUCAGCCAUAGUGCACUUACUGCCAACAGCGACCUGGGCCUGAACGAUCUCAGCUACUAUCUCAAGCACACAGGUCCUACUUCGGAGAGUAAGCCUCCAGGUCGCCAGCGUACGAGAGGCGGAUCCAAGAUCUUCAAGGUCAAUCGCAAGAGCCUCGCCGCACGUGUUGGAUCGGUGGAAGGCUCGCCCCAACGUGCACACCAGAAGCCCCAAGUACCUACCUGCACUCGAGAAGUGACCACAAAGGCUGGAGCGAAGCAUCUCAAGAUCGUCAUUCCACGUUUGUCGGGCACAGACAACUUCGCCCUUCCCAUUGCCGUUCCGGGACAACAGAAGCAAAAGCACCGUUCGCGCCACAUCUCACUCAGCUUCACCGAAGACAUGCUUGUCCCCCGUCUCGCAUCCCCCGCGGUUGAGCGCGCCAUCCAAGGCUUCAGCUCCUACGACCGCGCCAGCCGCUCCUUUUCCGCUCCAAACAUCAUGGACAUGGCCUCCUCCGCGAUGCGCAAAGAGAAAAGCCCACCCAUCAGCCCCAGACCCAUCCCCAUCCUUGGGCACCAGCACCCGCUUGCGGAACACCCUGUGACGAGAGAAGAGCAGACCAAAGCCCGUAAAUUGCGCGAUCUGAAGAGAAUACACAGGAAGGAAGUCCCCAGCACAAUCUCCGUCUCGGGCUCAACCCAACAGCACCGCAACUCCGACACGGGCCCCGGAGCGCUGCCCACGCCGCGACACACGCCUGAGCCUUGUCUCAGCAGCGAAGAGCAUCAUCUCGCUGAGCAUCAGGAGAUGGUCGGCGAUUCCGCGGUCGAGAUCGAGGUCCUAGAGGAGGGCAGCGUGGAGAAGAUGAUGCGGUUACAGGACCGCGUUAUGCUGCUUCAGAGACAGAAUUCCGCGCUGACAGCGGCGCUGGCCAAGGUUGUCGGACUGGAACUGGAGGAUGGGGAUUUGGAGCCCGAGUUUGUCUUGAGGACGUUCAGGAGGUGCAGACAGAGUAGGACGCCGAGUGGGUGGUGAUAGUACUGGUCAGGGGAUAUGGGUUUGUUGUGACCGUCAACGGCCGUGUAUGAGUGUGGAUCUAUAUAUUUGAAUCGUAAUGUCGAUGUUCACGCGCAUGGUAGCGUGUUCCUGUAUGACGUUGGUGGGAGAGGACUCUCCGGCUCAGGAUCUAUUUUUGGAUCACGUUCAUGACUGGGG